Messenger RNA from Parasteatoda tepidariorum (common house spider), 3305 nucleotides. The record is from RefSeq and is a predicted model, not a curated record. NCBI's taxonomy places the organism in Eukaryota, Metazoa, Arthropoda, Arachnida, Araneae, Theridiidae.
UUUCCCUUACAAUCCCGCUGAGAUAAAAUUGUAUUUUAUACUUUCCAUUAUCAACGUGCUGAACGAAUGAUUCUCAAACUAUUCAUUUACGUCUCAACCUCCUUCUUGAAAGCAAACGAUUAGAAAAGUUUUUUUUUUUUCCUGUAUCGAUAUGAAUAUUACGAUGAAAAUUCUGAUUUAACAACAAUCGUGACACUGAGUUUUUCUUCAUCGUUUCAAUAGUAUCGUCUGUUAUUUUUCAAGUGGCGUUUGUUUUAUUCGGUGACAGCUGUAAAUCAGUCUAAAUUCAAAUUCAGUUAACUUUUUUCCAGCAGACGAUUAUGUUUUUUUUCUUCUUGCGGUUAUGGAGCAGUUUUAAAAUUCGAGACUAUGUUUCAGUAUUAAAUUAAAUAAUUAAUUAUAACUCAUUGCAAUUCUUCGUCAUUUUAAUCAAAAAAUGUUUCUUAAAAUCAAAAGUAUGGAUUUUUGUUUUAUUGCAGUUUUAUUGAGCACAUUAUUGCCGAGUGCAUUUAGUAUAAAAGGAACUGUAUCAAAAGAAGAAAAAAAUCCAGAAUUUUGGCGAAAAAAUGCUGAAAGGACUCUCCUUGAAACUUUGCUACUUCACAAGAACGAAAAUGUUGCCAAAAAUGUGAUCCUCUUUCUUGGUGAUGGCAUGGGCCUUCCGACUGUGACAUCCAUGCGCAUUUACAAAGGUCAGAAGAAAAAUCAAAGUGGAGAAACUGAAUUAUUAUCUUUCGACAGAUUUCCACAUGUCUCAUUGUCAAAGACCUAUGGGGUGGACAGGCAACUCUCUGACUCUGCCAACACAGCGACAGCAUAUCUUUGUGGAGUUAAAGGAAACUAUGGAACAGCUGGAGUAGAUGGAAAUGUCUUGUAUGAAAAUUGUGAAUCAGCUCUAAAUAAAAGCAACCAUGUUUAUUCCAUAAUGCAAUGGGCCCAGCAAGCAGGUAAAUGGACCGGUUUUGUAACAUCUACAAGAGUGACCCACGCCACACCUUCAGGACUUUAUGCUCAUACAGCUUCACGAGAUUGGGAAUCUUCGGCUCCAGAUUCAAGGUGUAUUGACAUUGCCCAACAGUUAAUUCACGAUGAACCCGGCAAAAAUGCCAGAGUCAUAUUGGGGGGUGGGAGAAAACACUUUAUUCCCACUGGCCAAUUCGAUGUUGAUGGGGAACAAGGCCAAAGAACUGACUCACGAGAUCUCUUGAAGGAAUGGGAAGAAGAUAAAAAAGCUGCAAACGCCGCGUAUAAGCUCAUCUAUGAUGCCCAAGAAUUAAGAGAAAUUCAACCUGAGCAGAUAGACUACUUAAUGGGACUGUUCCAUACAGAUCAUCUACCAUAUAUAACAGAGCGACCACACCUUAAUAAGGAAUAUCCCACAUUAACAGAGAUGACAGAAAAGGCCAUAAAAUUACUUAGCAGAAACUCAAAGGGAUAUUUUUUACUCGUUGAAGGUGGAAAAAUCGAUCUCGCACAUCACAAGAAUUGGGCAAUGAAAGCUCUCGAAGAAGGAGUUGAAUUUGAUCAAGCCAUACAGAAAGCCAUAGACAUUGUCGAUGAAGAAGAUACUCUUAUAGUGGUCACUGCUGACCACUCUCACGUUUUUUCCGUGGGUGGAGACUAUCCUCUCAGAGGAACUGAAAUUAUAGGCAUUGGUGGUGUUUCAGACAUAGACAAUUUGACUUUUACUACUUUGGGUUACCUAAAUGGACCAGGUUACAAGAAAAACGCCCGGGAUCGCAACUUAACCAAUGAUGAAGCUAAAAAACCAGAAUUUUGGAGAAAAAAUGCUGAAAAGACUCUACUUGAAACUCUGCUAUUGUACAAGAACGAAAAUGUCGCCAAAAAUGUGAUCCUUUUUCUUGGUGAUGGCAUGGGUCUUACAACAGUGACAUCUAUGCGCAUUUACAAAGGUCAGAAGAAAAAUCAAAGUGGAGAAAGUGAGCUAUUAUCUUUCGACAGAUUUCCACACGUUUCAUUGUCAAAGACCUACGGGGUGGACAGGCAACUCUCUGACUCUGCCAACACAGCGACAGCCUAUCUUUGUGGAGUGAAAGGAAACUAUGGAACAGCUGGAGUAGAUGGAAAUGUCAUGUACGAAAAUUGUGAAUCAUCUUUAAAUAAAAGCAACCAUGUUGAUUCUAUUAUGAAAUGGGCCCAGGAAGCAGGUAAAUGGACCGGCUUUGUAACUUCUACUAGAGUAACCCACGCAACACCUUCAGGAUUGUAUGCUCAUACAGCUUCGCGAGAAUGGGAGUCUUCUGCUCCAGAUUCAAGAUGCAUGGACAUUGCCCAACAGCUGGUUCACCAUGAACCUGGCAAAAAUACCCGGGUCAUAUUAGGUGGCGGGAGGAAGCAUUUUAUACCCACCGGCCAAUUCGAUAUUGAUGGGGAACAAGGCUCACGAAUGGACUCACGAGAUCUCAUGAAAGAAUGGGAAGAAGAUAAAAGAUCUAAAAACGUAGCCUAUAAGAUCAUCUAUGAUGCCCAGGAACUAAGAGAAACUCAGCCUGAGAAAGUUGACUAUUUAAUGGGAUUGUUCCAUUCGAACCAUCUACCAUACGUAACAGAGCGACCACACCUUAAAAAAGAGUAUCCCACAUUAACAGAGAUGACAGAAAAAGCAAUAAAAUUACUCAAUAGGAAUUCAAAAGGAUAUUUUCUGCUUGUUGAAGGGGGAAGAAUUGAUCAUGCACAUCACGAAAACUGGGCAAUGAAAGCGCUCGAAGAAGGAGUUGAAUUUGAUCAAGCCAUACAGAAGGCCAUAGAUAUUGUCGAUGAAAAGGACACUCUUAUAGUGGUCACUGCUGACCACUCUCAUGUUUUCGCCCUGGGUGGAGAUUAUCCUGUCAGAGGGACUGAAAUUAUAGGUAUUGGUGGAGUUUCAGACAUAGACAAUUUAACUUUUACUACUCUGGGUUACCUAAAUGGACCAGGUUACAAGAAAAACGCCCGAGAACGCAACUUGACCAAUGACGAAGCUAUGAAUCCAGAAUUUCAACAAGACGCUUUGCUUCCACUUGAUUCUGAAACCCAUGGAUCAGAAGAUGUCCCUGUAUAUGCUCGAGGUCCUAUGGCUCAUCUCUUUCACGGUGUCUAUGAACAGUCUUACAUACCUCAUGCCAUGGCUUACGCAUCCUGCAUAGGUUCCAAUAAAGAACACUGCAAUCAUGCUUGGUCUAUUUAUGGUACGCAGUCUUCUCUGACUGCAUUGAAAUUAACUGCAAUUGCUAUAUGGACGUACUUUGUAGGGAUGAAAAUACUUUAAUUAGGUUUUUACGUCAUAAAUUUUUCAUUUCCCUUUG